Molecule: messenger RNA, 3468 nt
Organism: Macrosteles quadrilineatus (aster leafhopper)
Lineage: Eukaryota; Metazoa; Arthropoda; Insecta; Hemiptera; Cicadellidae
Product: vesicle transport protein SFT2B
Exons: 5
Coding region: 134-622 (162 amino acids)
Biological process (GO): vesicle-mediated transport
Cellular component (GO): membrane
Source: RefSeq, a predicted model, not a curated record
AAUCAAGCAGACGGAUUGGCCGAUUGGUUCUUGUUCUUGGUUCAUUUCUUUGUUGUGUUUACAUAAUAACACUGACACUGAGACACGAAUUAUUUCUUUCUACAGUUCAGUACAGAUAAGUUAACUCAUAAGAAUGGAUAAACUUCGGCGAGCACUGGCUGGUGACGACGGUAGGGACGAUGACAGCGCUACAGGAAUAUUACCUAAUUUGGAUGCUACCACUCUGAGUUGGUCAACACGGAUAAAAUGUUUUGCCUUCUGCUUCAUCCUUGGAAUCUUGGUGUCAAUGUUGGCAUCACUGUCCCUGUUCCUGCACCGCGGCUGGUCCCAGUUCGCUGUUCUAUACACACUGGGGAACGUCAUUUCUAUGUUGAGCACACUGUUCCUGAUGGGGCCCGUCAACCAGAUGAAGAAAAUGUUUGCCCAGACUAGGAUAAUCGCCACAAUCACAGUUUUGGUCAUGAUUGUUCUCACUCUGGUUUCUGGACUUUGGAUUCAAAACCCUGGGUUGGCAUUUCUGUUUAUAAUCAUGCAGUGGAUGGCUAUGACCUGGUAUUCUCUCUCCUACAUUCCUUAUGCCAGAGACGCAGUCAAGAAAACUGUCGAGACAUGUAUCGCUUAACUCCCAUUUACUGUUAAUAUUAUAUAUUUUUUAUCAAAUAAUUAAUUACUUUAUAAACACAUUGUUUGCUGUACCCUAAUCAAUAACUCAUUUGAUGUAAAACAUAAAGAGGUAGACCCUGGUGUCUUUCAUGUCAAAUGUUAAUGAUUUAAAAUUCACUAGUUUUGUAAAACUCUGAGCAUGUAGAAACCUUUUAAUUUUGAGAUGAAUAUGUACAUGUAAUAUAUGAAUACAUGCUCCAGGCAAAAUCUUUUUUUUACUUAAACUUAUAAACUAAUUGUGGUUGGGUAUUUUUUUACCAAUCUUAUUCAUUUCCAGUUUUUUUUUUUAGGGAUAGAUGUUUUAAAAUAUUUAUUUAUAUAAUUGUGAUAUAUUUACUAAAAAUUGUAUAAUUUACUGUUGAUAAUUUAUUUUUAAUAUAGACAUACGAUAACUAAGUGUAACGAGAGAUCCUGUGUGCAAAUUGAACAUUAAUAGGGUUUAAACUUGUGAGAUAUAACGAAUAAAGCAAUAUGCCUUCACCUUUAAAAUAUUUCCUUGUCGCUGAAAAAUUUAAUAAUUUCUCAUUAUCAUAUCAAACAUAAUACAAUGUUUGCUUGAGACAAAUAUUACAUUAAUUUACAAUAUUUUAAAAUUUAUCUCGGGGGAAACAACCUUAAGGUAUUUCUCACAAAGUAAACAUCCCUUUAAAUGUUCAUGUGCUGGAUCAUAGUCUUUAAAAUGAUACCUCCAUCUUAAAAAUCAGUUAAGAGGACAGGCGAAAAAGAUAUGAUAAAGAGAUAACCCUUAAUAUUUUAAGUAGGCUAUAUCUGGUUUGUGGCAAAAUACUCCUUUUCCAAAUAACUUUACUAGAGAACUGUUAUUUGUACAUAAUAAUUAAUUUAUCUUCCUAAAGCAAGCCUUGUUUUAAUAAUCAGUUUCCACAAAAUGGAUGUAAUAUCAAUCAAGUUUUUGUUUUAGAACAGCAUUUUCAAUCAUAUCACUCUAGUUUUAUCCGUAAGGAUAGUAGGUUUUUCCAUCUUCAGCCAUGAGUAUACACAUAGUUUUUAGCUAAAACUAUUUUUUUUUUAAAUCAACUCUACAUAUUUUUUUUUUCAAGUUCACUAGAAGACUGAUUAUUGUCAAGGGAUUUUGAUAACUCAUGGAUGGUGGCAAAAUUGUUAAACUUUUGGUGGAUGUGUGUAAAUUUCUUGAGCAAAGAAGUGAAUUCCAUUCAGAGGACAAAAUUGAGAUUCUGUUUGAAUUUUAGACUUAAAAAAGUGUUUUGGAUUAAUGUGGGAUCCAUACCAGAGGCUGUAGGGUUGUGAUAAAACAAAAGCUGUUACUCGUGAUUGACUGGGUUGGAUUUUAAAUUUUGAGCCUACACUUUCAGGAAAACACGUUAACUUAUACAGUAGACUCCCUCUUAUCCGGACUCCUCGGAACUGAGGCCAGUCCGGAUAACGGGUUUUCCGGUUAAACCGACGUCCCCAAAAACUCGUUAAAACGGACUGUUUACUGUGAUAUUCAACUUAAAUUUAGGUGAGCAUUGUAUUUAGACACGUGAUCACUGGUCUCAAAUCUUUCCCUCGAGAACAGUCGUUUCAGUACUGCCCACUUCCUGCCGAUCAAGUCCGGUUAAACCAAUGUGCUGAUAAAAAUUGUCCGGUCAAAGAGAUGUCAUUUCCGCCAAGUGUAGUCCGGUUAAACCGAUGUCUGAUUAAAAGGUGUCCGGAUAAGAGGGAGUCUACUGUACAACCUAAUAAAAAGAACAAAUACUAAACAAUAAUAAAACCCUGUUGAACUGGUGCUGUUGGGCUUUGAUGAGAAAUACAUUGUAAAAGACCAUCAUGUUAUAAGUUACAGUUAAAUUAAGAUUCAGUUGAUUUAUUUGUUGUGUGCUCCAUUUAGAUAUGAGUCCUCAAUUUGGGGAUUUAAAAAUGCUGGGUAGAAUUUCAUAUUCAUACGAUUCAAAUAAACUGGUUUUGUUUCGUGAUAGACUCGAUGAAUAAAAGAUAUUCAACUCAGGAAUAUUUUGUGUUAUGUUAUUCAUGAAUAUUUAUGUGUGAAAGGUAUGUGAAUAAUUUGUUGGAACGGAACUGUUAUGCGGUCAUAAUUUCAUGAUUGUAUGUUUGUUUGAAUUUUGACAACUGGUCUUUUGUUGGUACUUGUUCAAUGCAACUGAUCUUUUGUUGGUACUUGUUCAAUACAACUGGUCUUUUGUUGGUACUUGUUCAAAGCAACUGAUCUUUUGUUGCUACUUGUUCAAUACAACUGAUCUUUUGUUGGUUAAUUUGACACCAAUUUAGUUUUUUUUUUUUCUAUUGAAGUAGAUAAAAAUAGGUCUAUUCCGUCCUGUAUGCUGAGUUAAUUUCUAUGGAUUAGUUGUGAAAAUAUUCACUAAGCCUAUAAAAUCCUUAUGGGUUUUAAUUUCCUCAAACUUUUAUAACAAUGCAAUCCUUAAAAGUCUGAUCAAUUUCACCUUUAACUCUUUAUCCUUUAGUCUUCACCAAACUGUGGCAAGAAGCUAGCUGUCUACAUUAUAUGUCACAAAUAAUACCUCUAGAAUCCAUCAACUGUUUAGAUUCACACUAAAAUUUUAUGUUCAAGAAGACCUUGGCUCUGAAACUUAUGUCAAUUAUUGAAUACUGUCAAUUACAAAUACAUAAAGUUAUAAAAUAUGUUUAGAUUGAAUUAUUUAAUCAACUUUUACUGAUAUUGUAUUGUAGGACAUUUUAUACUUUGAAGUGAUUUAUAUUUUUAAAAACAGCAUAUUAAGUUAAAGUGUAAUGACAAUAAAUACUACUAUCAUUAAUUGUUCUAUUGGUUUAGUUUGAUAAGUAUGUACAUAUUAUACUGUGUAAGCU